AUGAACGCCGCAUUCCAGCCCAGAACAUCCUGCGCCCCUCGCGUGAUCGAUAUGACUGUGUCCACACGGCCCGGUCUGGGUCGGGACGCCCUGCCAGCCGUGGCUGACAUCCAGGCGUCCUUUGAAAAUACUCCACUGGCUUGUGGUGCCACAGGCACUGACAACCGGCGGCCGUGGCUGCUCGCCGCCGUGAAUUUUAACCGGAACGCCACCGUGACGUGGGCGGAGGGAGGAGUGUUUCCAUAUGUGCUUCAUUCACUGUCUCUCCCUCCCUCCCUCUUUUUUUUUUUUUUUUGCCUUCACACUCUCGUACCUCUGUUCCUCCUGCUGUCCUGUCUUCCACCCUUCCUCCUCCUCCUCCUCCUCUUCCCAGGUCGUUCCUGCCUUUUCCCCUUUGAGGACGGCUUCCUCGACGACGGCCACGGCGACCCCUCCUUGACCCCGGGCCUGAACUCGCCCACCCGCUGUCAGAACGGAGAGAGGAUGGAGCGCUACUCCCGGAAGGUCUUCGUCGGAGGCCUUCCCCCGGACAUCGAUGAAGACGAGAUCACCAACAGUUUCCGGCGCUACGGGCACCUGGUGGUGGACUGGCCCCACAAAGCCGAGAGCAAGUCCUACUUCCCACCUAAAGGCUACGCCUUCCUGCUGUUCCAGGAGGAGACUUCUGUUCAGGCCCUGAUAGACGCCUGCAUAGAGGAGGAUGGCAAACUCUACCUGUGUGUAUCGAGUCCCACCAUCAAAGACAAACCGGUCCAGAUCCGUCCCUGGAACCUGAGCGACAGUGACUUCGUCAUGGAUGGCUCCCAGCCUCUGGAUCCCCGCAAGACCAUCUUCGUUGGGGGGGUACCGCGGCCCCUACGCGCAGUGGAGCUGGCUAUGAUCAUGGACCGGCUGUACGGAGGCGUCUGCUACGCCGGCAUCGACACCGACCCGGAGCUGAAAUACCCGAAGGGGGCCGGCCGCGUGGCUUUCUCCAAUCAGCAGAGCUACAUCGCUGCCAUCAGCGCUCGCUUCGUUCAGCUGCAGCACAAUGACAUCGACAAAAGGGUGGAGGUGAAGCCGUACGUCCUGGACGACCAGAUGUGCGACGAGUGCCAGGGGGCGCGCUGCGGGGGGAAGUUCGCACCCUUCUUCUGUGCCAACGUCACCUGCCUGCAGUACUACUGCGAGUACUGCUGGGCCAGCAUCCACUCGCGGGCCGGCCGGGAGUUUCACAAGCCACUGGUGAAGGAGGGGGGCGACCGCCCUCGACACGUGUCCUUCCGCUGGAGCUGAGGCAUGGGGGGGUGGGAUUUUCAAAUAGGCCCCGUCCCUCUCCACUGCAGCAAGCCACCCUCCCCACCCAAACACGCCCAGAUCUGGAAGAAAACAACAACAACAACAACAACAACAACAACAAAAAAAGCCUUGGAAUAGCACUGCAAACCCGCCCUGCUCCCCAUCACACACCUCUACGGGAAAGUAGCAACCUAACAGGACCUUGUUCAUACGACGCAGCGCUGAACUCAUCCUCUAGGACCCCCCCUCAUAAAGCUCGGUGGGGGAAUCAGCUUAGAAUUUGCACUUUGGCACAAAAUUUCACUUAACACACACACACACACACACACACACACACACACACACACACACACACAGGAUCAUGUAUUUAACACCUGGCUACUUUCAGGUCCAUGUUCAGUCGACCGGUGGUGAGAUGAACCCCUCUACACACACACGUACUCUCAGACACACACACACACUGAGUCGGAGGUGGGACCAGACGAUUAUUUAAAAAAGAAAAAAGUAUAUAUUUUUUGUUUUGUACCUAUCUAUACAUAUAUAGAUAAUUUAAAUUUUAUGUAAAAAGGAGCAUGCACUUAUUUUCAGCAGCUGUAAUUAAAUUGCCCCUAGUAGAGAAAAAAAAAAAAUUACCAAAGGAAAAUUAAAUUAAUGCAUACAGAUAAAAAAAAAAAAAAAAAAAGGUGGCAAAAGAUGUAGCAAGAUUAACCAACUAUCCAGUAGUGAGGGCUCUUCUCGCCUCCCAGAGUAAAAACAGCAGGUGUAUUCAGUCUCGAUCCUGACUCUGGAAAAGAUUACCUCAUACACGCAAUCAGAUUAGUUUGCUUUGGAUUUCUAGGUCUUUAUUUUUGUAAUAACAUAAUUUUUUUAGUGUUAUGUAAAUGUAAUGCUGCAAUAGCUUUGCUGCUAAGAAAUCCGUGGUAUAAACAGAUACCAUACCUACUUUAUUCAGGCUGGGCUGUGAAAAUAAGAAACAACAGACAGGCACCUGGGUUAGUGUGCGAGGUGGAGGUGGAGGGGGUGGGGGCGCCUCCCCCCAGGCCAGGAUGAUGGGCGAAGGGCGGGGGGGAUUUGGGAUUGGCCCGAACUGCAUGUUUCUUUCAAUCAGGUUGCUGCAUGCAAUAGACUCUUCGAUACCAUGUCUACUAUUCGAUUCUGCCCAUGUUUGCACAACACAACUUAUAGACGUACGUUUGACUCGCACGAGACUGGACAAGAGGAAUCAUGGCAACCCUCGCCCCCCCCCCCCCCCUCUCCAUCCACCACCCCGCCCCACCCGCCUCGCCCAUCCUCAAAGCCUGCGUCGCCCGGAGGCGUCGCAGAGAGGGGCUUCCCGCACAAGACGACAUGAAGGGAGGGGCGCCGGGGGCAAGAGAAAAAAAAAUCAAAAAACAGGAAAAAAAAAAAACAAACAAUAAUCACAAAUUAAAUUAAAUGUAGGAUUUACCAUUUAAAACUGUCUGAUAGGUGAAGUACUUUUUUGCAGUGAUUGUUGAUAUAAUUGUGCAAUUUUUUAUACCGUAUGUAGUUAGGUCUGAGUAUGCCUAGAACUGUGAUUCGCUUUAACUGUCGUUAAUGUCCGACAUAGAAGUCCUGUGAAACUUCAUAACUAGUGUAUGCACACGUAUAUAUGUUCUCUUGUACACACACACACACACACACACACACACACAAACACGCAUACACGACACUCACACACGUUGCACCAGUACACAGGAAGCCUCUCAGCAAAACACACACAGAUACCAACCUGCACUCGGACGGCUGUCUUUCUCACGCACACGAAGCAGGCCUACGAACAUCCGAGGAAAAGACGCAACAAUGUGAGCUGAAACUGAGAACCGAGGUCUUUUUUUUCUUUUUUUUAAGUUUUACCCUUAUUGUUAUUAUUAUUAUUAUUAUUAUUAAGAUUAUUCCUGAAUUAUCUUUUGUUCCACCGAUGACAAAAAGCUAACGUUUACGUCCCGGAGUGCAACCAAAGAGCUCGCGUGUUGACUUUUUGACCGACCACCUCGAGCGCGGCGGCGAUUCGAUGAAAAAAUGACGGCAGAUCUUUUUUUUUUUCCUCUAUAUAGAAAUAUAUAUAUGAAUUUUCUUUGUGAAGAGGAGGAAUUGGAGCUGUAACAUGAAAACAUUGAAGCUACUGGAGACUGGUGGAGCUGAUAAACUGAGCCCUGCAGGCCGGGUGGUUCGAGGGGUCGUGCAGAUGUGUGCAAGCUGGAGUUACCACAUUUAUUCAGUUUUUUUUUUUUUUUUCUUUUUUCCUGCAAAGCUUGAAGUAAUGAACCUGCUAAAAAAAAAAAUAAUGGUGGAUAUAAAUAUAUAGAUACAUAUAUAUUUUUUUGUGUUUAGCAAAUGGUUGUAUAGUGCGCAGUGUAAACGGGGCUUGGGGAGGGAGGGAGGGGGGGGGGGUCAAAAGUAUUGGCUGCUGAAACAGGGGCGGCUCUGGGUUUUCGGGGGGUCGGGAGGGCCAAGUUACACUGGUUUUUAGCAGUUGUGCGGACAAUCCGAACUGGAUUCUACAUUUACUACCGUGUGUCGUCGUACCCUCACCCCCCCCCCCCCCCCCCAUCCCCCCUCCUUCAGUGUUUUUCUCUCCUGUACGUUUUGAUCGACCCGCCCAUGAUUCCCUUCGCGGUAAUCCCGUCUUAUCUCUAUAAGUUAUGAACAUCACAUCUUUUUUUUGUAAACUUUUUCGUAUGUUGCGACCCCGAAGUCCUCAUUUCUUAUGGAACUUUUUAAAAUCCUGAACUGUCUGGAUGGUCCCCUUUUCUCCUGAUUUAGUCGUAAACUGUCGGAUGUUUUGUUUUUUCUCUCUCGAGGGGGCGGGGAUAAAUCGCUAUGGCCCCGCCUCUUUUUUAUUUUUUUCUUUAGUCAUAAACUGUUUUCUUCAGAUGUUUUUGUUUCUUGUCCAAGAAAAAGUCUAAUUGAAACUACUAAACAGAAGAUCUUUUUUUUUUUUUUUUUUUUUUUACCGACGGGAGGAAGAAAACAAAGAAAAGCUUCACUAUGAGUAAUAAUGUCAGGCGUCCCGAUGAAGGUGAACUCUGGGCGUUUUUGGUGACCUUUCUUUCCUCGCCCAGACUGGUUUUCUAUGUUUGUUCCUUCUCUACGAUAGAUGAUCUUUGUUAUGCACUACUCUUUGUAUCCGAACAGUUUUCAGCAGUCAGCAGUUCUUUUUGUUAAAAGACGAAGAAAAACAAAAAAAAAAACAAAAAAAAAAAGGUAACGCGUGCUUUCUGACUGACGAGAUCUUUUGCAAUACCUCAAUUUUGAAAUAUAUUAGGAGAGAAACAGAUAUUUUCUAAGUAAGUUUAUUCAGAUGAAACAAAUAUAUAUUAAUUUAAUUCUUCAAGAGAAAUGAUUUAACAGAUGGUUGAUUUUUUUUUUUUUUUUGUCAUGCUUUUUUGUUUUGCAUUUAUUUUCUUUUUGAAAAAGACUAUAACUGAAGGAGCUAGAGCUUUAUAACUAAUAUAAUAAUGAUAUAGUUGGUGAGAGUACUUUAUGGCAGUGGAAGUGAAGGCUGGCGAGCGGCCCACUGGUUAAAAAAAAAAAGAAAAGAAAAGAAAAGGCCGAAAACAUCACGGAAGAAAUAAAAACUUGAUCAAACAUCAGGUGCUCGGAGAGGAAAACGACACAUAUUUCCCACCUUUUUGUAUAUUUAUAAUCAAAUCAUUUACUAUGCUGACCAGAGUUGUGAAAGAGAUCUUCUGUUUGUUAUUUUUUUAAGAGAAGUUUUUUAUGUUUCUAAAAGUAUGUGCUCCCUUUUGUUUUUGUAAAAAAAAAAGAAAAAAAAUAAUGGAGGGAAACUGCAGCAGCAGUGACGUGACCCCGACGUGCGACCCGGACGUCUUCUUUCACAGAGAGUCGCAGCUGGAGGUGGAGAGAAAAGAAUGUUAUUUUUAACACAGAAUAAUUCAAAAAAAGUCCAGACACAAGUGUUUUUUUCACCUGUAACUUGACCGAAAGCCCCCAAAAGGUGCAUCAAUUGACUGGUGGCCUUCGAUUCACGCAAGACUUGAAUUAGUCCCAUUUUUUUAAAAUAAAAAAAAAAAAGGCUGAGAACCUUGAUUCUUUGUUGUAAUGUGCAAUACUGUUUGUACUGUUUGUAGAAAAGAAGAGAAAAAAAAACAAGAGAAAAAAGAGGCAUAAAUCUUUAUUGCAGAAUUAUUUUCAUUGCAAGCAUUGUGAUUCACUAAAAUCAUUUUCUACUGUGUAUUUACCUACUCUACCUGCUAGUACCUUCCAGUAGUAAUGUAGCCUUUGUACUGAGAAAUUUUCAUUAUUUUUAGAAAGGUUUUGCUAAAAAAAAAAAUAAGAAUUUAAACAUAUUUACAUUUUUAUUUCAUAUUUUUUUCUUUACGGACUUAUUUCUCAACCAUUAUUAGUUAUUUCUGGGGGAGACUUUCAUAUCUGGUCAAUGUCAUUAAUAUUAUUUUGUAUUUUUACUUGGAAUAAAUUAAUUUUAUGAUGCUAAUUCUUUAAAAGUUUAUUUUUUUUAUUUGUUCACCUUUUUUUUCCAUUUUUUUGAAGCUGAGAAAAACAACCUUUGUAAUAUUGUUACUAAAGUGUCUCGUUUCUUGAAAUGCUAAGCUUUACGUGUUAACUCGCUGAUGUUGCUUACAUUAGUGUGAAAAUGAUCUAUGGAGAUAGAAAAAAAAAAAACAAACUACUCACAGAAACAGAUUGGUGGUUGGUGAUGUUUAAGUGAUUCGCAAUGUAUACAAAUGAAUGGGCAAUAAAAUAAAA
Messenger RNA from Salarias fasciatus (jewelled blenny), 6027 nucleotides. Its product is annotated as cytoplasmic polyadenylation element-binding protein 3-like. The coding region runs from base 1 to 1275 and encodes 424 amino acids. NCBI's taxonomy places the organism in Eukaryota, Metazoa, Chordata, Actinopteri, Blenniiformes, Blenniidae. The record is from RefSeq and is a predicted model, not a curated record. Gene Ontology annotation, cellular component: synapse; neuron projection; nucleus. Gene Ontology annotation, molecular function: mRNA 3'-UTR binding; translation factor activity, RNA binding; mRNA regulatory element binding translation repressor activity. Gene Ontology annotation, biological process: negative regulation of cytoplasmic translation. The transcript is spliced from 7 exons.